Molecule: messenger RNA, 3100 nt
Organism: Cimex lectularius (bed bug)
Lineage: Eukaryota; Metazoa; Arthropoda; Insecta; Hemiptera; Cimicidae
Gene: NAT1
Product: eukaryotic translation initiation factor 4 gamma 2
Exons: 16
Coding region: 534-2744 (736 amino acids)
Cellular component (GO): eukaryotic translation initiation factor 4F complex
Molecular function (GO): mRNA binding; protein binding; translation initiation factor activity
Source: RefSeq, a predicted model, not a curated record
UCGCGUGUUACAAUGGAAAAAAAUUCUGACUAAAACAGGAUCCAAAAGAUUAGGAAUUUUUGUUUGUGGGCGAACUACUCGGAUCACACUGCGAGGAAGCGGCGUUUGUGGAUAGAACGAUCUAGUCCUUCGUGGAAUCUUGCGGUUACGUUCUCCCCUUCGACAGACAUUGAACGAUUUGAGCUUGUGUAGGAGGAGGGCUUUGUGUUAGUUAAUUCAGAUCCACAACGGAAGGGCCUACGGUAGCAGGGGGGGCUUCUCCUGUCAACGGAGGAAGGGACAAUAAUCGUGCCAUUGCUGCAACUAAGCGCUGGGUUCCUCCUUCCAUAGUCAGGCGAAAUGCUCUUUCCCAAGAGGACAAAAACAACAUCACUUUCCGCAGGGUUCGUGGAAUCCUUAAUAAGCUUACACCUGAGAAGUUUGAUAAGCUAAGUGAUGACUUGCUGAAGGAAGAACUAAAUUCUAACUUUAUUCUCAAAGGUGUUAUCCAUCUGUUGUUUGAAAAAGCUCUAGAUGAACCGAAGUACAGUUCUAUGUACGCACAGCUCUGCCGAAGGCUUUGCAAAGAGGCACCUGGUCCUAACAAAGACGAGCCUUGCACUUUCAAAAGCAUCUUACUCAGUAUUUGCAAGACUCAGUUUGAGAACAGGUCAAAACAAAUCAGUGAUAAACGCAAAUCCUUAGGCAACAUCAAAUUUAUUGGUGAACUGUGCAAAUUAGAGAUAGCACACAAAGGUAUCAUAUUUUCGUGCAUGAAAAAACUUUUGGAAUCUAAACCGAAUCACCAAGAGAUGGCUGAAGAUAUUGAGUGCCUUUGUCAGAUCUUGAGGACCUGCGGUCAGAUUCUUGACAAUGACGAAGCACAAGGUCUUAUGGACCAGAUGUUUCAGAGGAUGUCAAAGCUGACAAAGAAUGUGAAUCUCCCUAUCCGCAUCCGUUUUAUGCUUCGUGACAUCAUCGAGCUGAGAAGAGACGGAUGGGUCCCUCGUAAGGCAUCUAAUACUGAAGGUCCACUGCCUAUGAAUCAGCUGUGUGACGAAAGUAGUCAGAUAAUGCGUGGGAACACAAAUGAAAGGCCUCCUCAACAGGAAUUGUUUCCUCGACCAUUACAGACGAGGACUACUGGUCUUGACAUUAUGUUAUCAGGAAGUGUUUCAUUCCUCCAACCUGAAAAAUUGUAUAACAACAACUCAAAUGGAUACCAUAACAGCAGCUACUCAUCUUCUAGGGAGCGAGGGUCCCAAAGACACAAUCACCACCAGCAAAAUAAUCAUUUCUACCAACAAAAUAGAUAUAAUAACCACCACCACAACAACAAUAAUAACAACUCCAACAAUAUUUCCAAUUCAAAAGACGUUCCGGCUAGGUUUGUAAAGAAAAUCCAAAUUGGCCAUGAGAAUUCUGGGAAUGUCGACCAGGUUUCGUUAAGGCCACCUGCUAAUUCUAUGCUCAUCAAACUACCAAACACCAAACCAGUAUCUUCUCACAUUUUCCCUGGGAAAACAGGAAUUGGUGAUUCAAUUAAUCCAUCUACCCUAAAACCAAACGCUCCAAUACAGUCUGCAAAAGUGCCCAUUUUAAUCAAACAAGCAUCUGCUGAUCGUAAUAAACCAAACAAAAAAGAGAAGGCUGCAACUAAGGAGGAAACAAUUAAAAAAGCUAUUGCGAUUGCUGAGGAGGUGUUGUCUGGUACAAAUAUAGAUGAUGCUGCUGCAAACUUUGCCCAACUGAAACCUCAGGACAGGCUGAUACCUGAGUGCCUUAGCUCGAUGCUGGCUUAUACCUAUCAAAAGACUGACAAUGACAGGGAGACUGUGAUGUCACUUUUGAUGAUCCUUAAGAAAAACGGAGCAAUAACAUCAUCUCAGUUUCAUGAUGCCUUCCGAUCCAUCCUAAAACCAAUGCCUGAUUUAGUUGCCACAGUUCCUAAUAUUUGUGAAUAUAUCGCAGGUUUUGCAUCGAUGGGCAUUAUUGAUGGCUGUUUGACAAUAGCACAACUAGGAGAAUUGACAGAAGAUGGUGCACAUUUUCCACUCCUUUUUCUUACUUUAGCUAAUCUAAACAAGAAAUUGGGCAAAGAAAGGCUCAUGGAAAUGUUUAGGGAAUCCAAAGUGAGCCUAAUGAACUGCUUAAGUGGAUCUGAAAGGACAAAAAGUAGGUUGAACGAAGUCUUGGAAGAAAAGGGCCUCGUCUUCCUUGAGCCUCUUUUUGUUCUUGAAUCCGAACUUUGGGCGGCGUUAGAGCGUGAGCCUUCGGCGCAGUCUUUGUAUAAAUGUGCGAAGGAUUCUGUCGCCCCGGAAUUACAGUCGACAUCUGCAUUUAUAACAGCUCUCAUAACGGUAUCUCUGAGGUAUAUCAUACAGGAAUCGACACGAGGCAAGGAGUUGACGAAUGAAACUGUGAAUGACAAAAUGAUCAUUGAAAAGGAAAAAGCGCUGCUAGAAAAAUUCAAAAACGUUCUCCGGACAUUCCUGAACGAGAACAUCGACCUUCAAGUCACUGCUGUUUACGCACUCCAGGUUUUCUGUUUCACUUAUGAUUUCCCCAAAGGUUUACUACUUCGUUGGUUCAUGAAUCUUUAUAACAUGGAGAUUGUGGAUGAAGAAGCAUUCCUUAAAUGGAGAGAGGACGUGACAGAUAUCUACCCAGGGAAAGGAAAAGCACUCUUCCAGGUGAACCAAUGGCUGACUUGGCUUGCUGAAGCUGAAUCCGAAGAAGAGGAGGAUGAAGAAGGGGACAAUUGAUUUUAUAAAUAAACGUCAUCAAAGUGAAGUAUAAUAGAAGAUGAAAUAAUUAAAAGAUUGACAGACCUCCAAGAUAUUAAAGACCGAAAAAAAGUACAAAAAAGAAAAAAACUAGCAUACUCCUUGGGAUCAAAGACACCUAGAAUUUUUACAAUUCGUUCAUUUGUAUUGUCUGUCUGUCUGACAACUCUAUAUUGGUUUUUCCAGUGAAGUGUCCCUAUUUUAUAUUUUUAAAAUACUUAAAAAAAGCAUAAUAAAAAAAUAAAAAAAUGGGAAAAAUAAUAAAAGACUCAAAAAACACCUCCAUUCUUUGGUAAUUGUUGCCAAGUGGUGAUUCUGUAUAUAAUAUCCAUAAU